AGUUUACUUGUAUCCUUAUAUAUCCGCCUUGUUGGGCACUUGUAAGAGACCAGCAGGCAGGAUGCUGCUCAACAAGUAUUGCGAAUCGGUCUACCAGACCCAGCGCCGCCCAACGCGGACGAUUAUGAUCGGCAAGGUGCCGGUGGGCAGCUCGCACCGGAUUGCUCUGCAGACCAUGACGACCACGGACACCAGGAACGUCCAGGCGACUGUCGAUCAGGUCAAGAAGUGCGCGGACGCGGGUGCCGACAUCGUCCGCAUCACGGUGCAGGGCAAGCGGGAGGCGGAGGCGUGCAUGCGCAUUCGUGAGCAGCUGUUCAAGGACAGGUACGACGUCCCGCUGGUCGCCGACAUCCAUUUCCAGCCCACUGUGGCCAUGAUGGUGGCGGAGGCGUUUGAGAAGAUCCGUGUGAACCCGGGUAACUUUGUGGAUGGACGCAAGAGCUUCGACGUCAUCAACUACGAUGACCCCAAGGUGUUUGAGCGCGAGCGUGAGAUGAUCGAGGAGGGCUUCACGCCGCUGGUGCUCAAGUGCAAGGAGCUGGGCAGGGCGCUGCGCAUCGGCACCAACCACGGCUCCCUCUCCGCGCGCAUCCUGUCCUUCUACGGUGACACCCCACGCGGCAUGGUUGAGUCUGCGUUCGAGUUCGCAGAGGUGUGCCGCAAGCACGACUUCCACAACUUCCUGUUCUCCAUGAAGGCCUCCAACCCGCUGGUCAUGGUGUCCGCCUACCGGCUGCUGGCGGAGGAGAUGUACGCCAAGGGCUGGGACUACCCGCUGCACCUGGGGGUCACGGAGGCCGGCGAGGGCGAGGACGGCCGCAUGAAGAGCGCCGUCGGCAUCGGCGCGCUGCUGAUGGACGGUCUGGGCGACACCAUCCGCGUCAGCCUCACGGAGGACCCCGAGUACGAGAUCGACCCAUGCAGGCGGCUGGCGGGGCUGGGCGAGCAGGCGUGCGCGGAGCGCCUGGGUGUGGCCCCCUUCACCGAGACCUCCCGCGACACGCACACCUUCAAGCGCCGCGAGGGUGCGCUGCCGCCCGCGCAGCAGCCCGGCGAGGACCUGGACUACCGCGGGGCGCUGCACCGGGACGGUACCGUGUUCUCCGCGGUCAGCCUGCAGGACCUGGCGGCGCCGGAGGCCCUGUACAAGCGGCUGGGUGCCAAGCUGGCUGUGGGGAUGCCCUUCAAGGACAUCGCCACGUCCGACUCCAUCCUGCUGCGGGAGCUGCCUCCCGCGGCGGACAAGGAGGGCCGCAGGGCGCUCAGGAGGCUGCAGGAGGUGACCACCCACGUGAUUGCCCCCCUGGAGGCGCUGGCCGCCGACCCCCUCCCUGGGGCCAUCGCCCUGCUGCCGCUCAAGCAGGCGCUGCAGGGGCCACUCAGCCUGCCGCAGGGCAUCACCCGCUGGGCUGCCGAGGUGGACGGCACCGAGAGCGAGGCGCAGCUGGCCUCCCUGGCCUCGCUGCCCUCCCCGCCGCUGGUGCUGCUGCUUCGCACCGCGGAGGGCGUCAGCCGGCUGCACGCCUCGCGCCGCGUGUUCGAGUGCCUGGCCAAGACCGGUGUGGACAGCCCGGUGGUGCACCACAUCGAGUUCCCCGCGGGCACCUCGCGGGAUGAGAUCGUGAUCAAGACGGGAGCCAUGGUUGGAGGGCUGCUGGUGGACGGUCUGGGUGACGGCGCCAUGAUUGAGUGCCCCGGCGAGGACGUGGACUUCCUGCGCAGCACCGCCUUCGGUCUGCUGCAGGGUUGCCGCAUGCGCAACACCAAGACCGAGUACGUCAGCUGCCCCUCCUGCGGCCGCACGCUGUUCAACCUGCAGGAGGUGACGGAGCAGAUCAAGCAGCGCACCGGACACCUGCCGGGAGUGGCCAUCGCCAUCAUGGGCUGCAUCGUGAACGGACCGGGUGAGAUGGCUGACGCUGACUUCGGCUACGUGGGCGGCAACCCGGGCAAGAUCGACCUGUACGUGGGCAAGGAGGUGGUGCGCCGCGGCAUCCCCAUGGAGUCGGCCUGCGACGAGCUGGUUGAGCUGAUCAAGGAGCACGGCCGCUGGGUGGAGCCGCCCAGCCUGGAAGGCGAGGGGGAGCGCAAGGGGGAGCUGGUGGCGGCGGCGUGAAGGGGGUAGCAUGCAACCUGCGCUUGAUGCUGACCCUGCGGACAGCACACUUCGCUUCCCGUUUACGUGGGAGAUGUGGCAGUGAAACCGGGGAAUGAGUGGCCGGAUGUGGAUGCUGUUAGGGGGUGAUGAGGCACAGUGGGGCGAGGUAGGAGAGGGAGGCACAGCCCUGUUCAAGUAUGCGCGGGCCUGCCAGGUGCCCUGCGUUAAGGGUUGGCAGCAGCUGUGUGGUUCACGGUAACUCGGGUUACUCGGUUACGAUGCUUGCUCUUGGUAGUCUCUUUUAACGGCCGGAUGGGCCGGUUGGUUCGUCGGUAGCGCAUUUAUUGAAACGCCACGUCCAAUCAAUUGAGCCAAACAAUUAUAUGUGUGUCGAGUACGGUUUUAGUCCGGCCGGACGGACCCAUGGGACGGUGUUGCAUGCCUCUGCAUGCCUACGAUCCGCCCCCAUACCGUUGGGCUGGCCAUUCGGUAGGCGGUAUGAAGGAGGCCGGUCCGCAAGUGUUUACGGGGGGAGACUGAAUGUUCUCGUCACCUUAACGGUGCAAACGGCUAGGAAGCCUAAGGUUAUGAUGACAUGGUAGCCCGACGGGCCUCCGAAUGUGGGGAGCUUCUGCUCGGUACUACCUGCGCGUGUGUUACGCGAUUUACCGGCUAGUAGGACGACCGUGCUUGUGUUGGUGUGGCGGCGUUUUGAAUGAACUUAGACAGACAGGCGGGGGACAAGUGGUCUGGUGGGACAAGCAGCCUCGGGUUUUUGUUACCGCUUGCCUUUCUAGUAGCAGGGUUGGUGUGGACUGAACGUUGGAGCGGUUGGGUAUGCGCCAAGGGGCGCGGAGUGCAUGCUGUAUUGGAAUAAAGCUGUACGAUCGGGCUCUCUGCAUGGCGCAUGUGCCUGCAUAAGGAGCCUUUGUUACAGCUGUACUCGGGCGCUUAUGUUCUGUGUAACUAGGGGAAGAGAUCUUCCCUUUAUUCUGUAGAUCUCUGUCGUGCGCCCCUGCG
Messenger RNA from Astrephomene gubernaculifera, 3121 nucleotides. NCBI's taxonomy places the organism in Eukaryota, Viridiplantae, Chlorophyta, Chlorophyceae, Chlamydomonadales, Astrephomenaceae. The record is from the annotation of a GenBank genome assembly.